Periophthalmus magnuspinnatus is the source of this 2761-nucleotide messenger RNA. It is a transcript of the gene fastkd1, whose product is annotated as FAST kinase domains 1. Lineage: Eukaryota; Metazoa; Chordata; Actinopteri; Gobiiformes; Gobiidae. Gene Ontology annotation, molecular function: RNA binding. The coding region runs from base 224 to 2725 and encodes 833 amino acids. Gene Ontology annotation, biological process: regulation of mitochondrial mRNA stability; mitochondrial RNA processing. Gene Ontology annotation, cellular component: mitochondrial matrix; ribonucleoprotein granule. The record is from RefSeq and is a predicted model, not a curated record. The transcript is spliced from 15 exons.
GCCAAUGGCAAUGUCCAUGAAGCAACGAGGUCGCUGUGCCUUCACUCCCAUUCUUUGCUCCACUUGUGAAGAAGCAAUCUAUAAUUGACCCAAUGAUGCAGCAUCACCAAAUAUAAAGACAAAGCUCACAACAACCCAUCGUGCCUGUCAGUUGGAUAUAGAGAUGAGAAAAAAAGUUGGACCAAUUCAUUCUUCAGUGUGCCUUUUCUCCUGUGCCUGAGUGAUGCUCCGCCUGCAGUGUGUGAGCCUGUGCCUCAGAAGGCUUCUCCACAGUGGGACAAUCAACAGGGAUUUGGUUUUGGAGCAACUGCGUGUUUGCUGCAUUGAAGACCAUGUUUUUGAUGUUGUGGGAAAGAAUAAGGCAAAACUUAAUGUUGAUCAUGUUAGUAUGGCUGUGGGGAUGCUGUGGCAGUUUCAGAAAGAGAAACCACAGUUGCUCCGUACUGUCGAUCUCAUUAAGAGUCAUCCACAGUUUUUGACUCUGCGAGUUUUAGCAGAGAACAAAAUUACUCAAAUGGACAACUUGAUGUUGAUUGACACACUCUAUAGCUUUCUUAGAUUAAACGUGGAUCAACAUGACUCACUUAUUCAGCAGCUCGUGUCAGAAGCAUGGUUGCGUCUGAACAAACUUUCAAUGGCAUCUCUGUCCAAGUUUUCAAUCUGUCUUAGUGAUCAGCAUUUACAGCACAGCCCUCUUAUGGGACACAUCACAAACAUCAUGGCUCAAAAGCUGUUAACAAUUGAUGAUGCAAGGAUUUUGACAAUUUUGAUGAUCAGUGUGUCCUCCUUGGUGUCUCCAUCUCUGCGAGAUGCUCUCAUAACAAGGAUAGAUCAUUUACUGGAUACCACGGACCCGACAAAUUAUAAUAACCCACGAAGAGUAGUUCAGUUUCUACGGAACAUCAAGUACAGCCACCGGCCAUUGCUUGAGAAAUGUAACCAAAUCCUUUUGAUAAACAUACCUAGGAUGAAUGCAGAGAAUAUCAGCAUCAUCAUGGGCCUCUAUCAGUCGCUACAAUUCAAUAACUGUGAAUUCAGGCUAGCUGCUAAACAAAGACUCACUGAACUCAUUGAUUCAAGCACUGACCCAUUCUCUUUCACCAAGCUGUUUGUUACUUUGGCUCCCUUAGCCAGUCCAGAGAUAAGAGAAGGGUUGGAAAAUACUGCUCUCUUAUUGGCGGAUGAGUUUAAUGCACAACAGGCAUUGGCUAUUGCUGAAGGAUUAGAAGAGAUUCAGAGCAGAAACCUUAGUCUCAUGAACAAAAUUGUUGCAGUAAUACAGAGAAACCUUCAUGUCUACAGACCAGUUGAAGUGGCCAGAAUCACACAAGCACUCUUUCUUCUACAGUAUCAAAACCCUGAGCUGUAUACAAAACUAAGAAUGAUUUUGACAAACUUCUUACAGGAUAGUGUCUUUCCCUAUGAAGUGACGAUGCUUACCCGUGUGUUAUCGUUGUUGCCUUCUCCUCGUGUGGACGAGAGCCUUAUUGCACGAAUAGAGGACGUGGUGCCUCAGUGUAACCUCAGCGACCUCAACACUAUCGCCCAUGCUGUUGCCAAGUGGGUUCGCAAUGAUGCAUCUUACCGCCACAACACUCCUAGUAAGUACGUCCGCCUACUGCAAGCUCUGAACCGCUCCGGCCAUGAGAGACUCCAAACAGCUGAACGACUUGACCUGUUGCUGGAGGAGCUAAAGUAUGUGUCAGGGGAGUGGUUUGAGGAAAUGUUGCUUGAAGAUACAAUGGUUACACUCAAAAGAAUGAUGGAUCAAAUAAACUGGACAAAUGUACCAGAGCUAAGCCUGUUUCUGACAAGAAUAAAUCAUCUCAGCCCUCCACUAAUGGAACGCAUUGCUGAUGUUGUCAUUGAAGAUAUUGAUAAGUUUCAUUACUCUGCAACCUAUGCUACCCUGCUUCCAUUUUCUGUCCUGAACUAUGAUACUGUCAAAGCAGAUGAAAUGUAUGAGGCCUGUAUUGGGCACUUUACUCCACAUAUCAGUUUGUUUGACCCACAUCUACUUGUUCUUCUGGCGUACUCCUUGGCGGUGGCUGACUGUUUUCCUGAAGAACUUAUCAAAGAAAUUUUCAGCAUUGACUUUUUGGGAAAACUUGAUUCCCAAUUAGAAACUCUUCCUGAUGCUCUCAAUAUGCGUGUACGGCUGCGUUUGAUGGAGCUGAAUCGAGCUGUGUGCCUGGAGUGUCCAGAGUAUCAGGUGCCUUGGUUUCAUGAGCGUUACUGUCAGCGGUUUCAGAAAAAAGGUAAUGGGUCAAUCAACCCUCUACAGCAGCAGAUUCACAAAAUGCUCGGAGAAGUCCUUGGCGGAAUUAACUAUGUCAGAAUAGCUGUGCUCACUCCUUAUUUCUACACUGUUGAUUUCGAAUGCAUACUGGACAAGGAACUUAAACCACUGCCUUAUGUUGAGUCAAGUGCACUACCUAUUCCCAGCACAGGGCAGGUUCAGUGGGGGGACUCGCACUCUAACAAAAGGGACGAGCUGCCCCCUGGUGCUCAGAGACUUGCUGUGGAUUUUCUUGACUCAAAGUCAUUCUGUAAAAACUCUCGUAACAUGAAAGGAGAAACCUUGAUGAGAAAAAGGCACCUGGAGAUUUUGGGAUAUUGCGUUAUUCAGAUUCCUCACUUUGAAUGGAAUUCUAUGGAGCUGUCAACGGCAGAUGCUUGGAAGAAUUAUUUAAAAAAGAAAAUAUUUAGGGAAUGUUCUUUAUAACGAACAUAUUUCUAGAAUGUUACAUCUUGUUUGGAA